Molecule: messenger RNA, 972 nt
Organism: Striga hermonthica
Lineage: Eukaryota; Viridiplantae; Streptophyta; Magnoliopsida; Lamiales; Orobanchaceae
Source: the annotation of a GenBank genome assembly
AUGUCCCAUCGCCUCGAUUCCGCCCCUCUCUCCGUGGAGGAACUAGCCGCCGCCAGAUCCGCCGACCACCCCCCGCCGCCGCUCCUCUCCGACGAGUCCUCCUUCGUCGAUCGGAUUCUGGAUUCGGAUCUCCGCCACGUGCCCCGACCCGAUUAUGUCCGCCUCUGCCGUAGCCGCUCCCGCCUACGCACCUUGCGCCAGGACUCGAUCAACUCCAUCCUCCAGGUUCGUGCGCAUUUUGGAUUCAAGGCGGUGACCGCUUUUCUCUCCAUCAGCUACUUCGAUCGAUUUUUAUCCUCCCGUACUCUGCCGGAAACCAGAUGGGCCUUUCACCUUCUGAUGGUGACGUGCUUAUCUCUGGCGGCGAAAAUGGAAGAAAUCCGUGUCCCGCUGCUUUUGGAGCUGCAAGCGCUUGAGCCGGCGCACGUUUUCCAGCCGGGAACAGUGCAGAGAAUGGAGCUUUUGGUGCUGGGGGCCCUCAAAUGGAACCUCCGCACCGUGACUCCGUUUGAUUUUCUCAAUUGUUUCAUCGCCGUGCUCCGCCCACCGUCCGCCGGCUCUGAAUCAGUUUCUGCCAUUUUUGGCGUAGCUUCCGGCAUUAUCCUCAAGACCACCCGCGUGAUAGAUUUUCUCGGAUUUCCACCGUCGGUGGUUGCCGCAGCCGCGGCAAUUGCCGCCGCCGGCGAGGGCAUGGACCUGCCGGACACCCUCGAUGGGAGGAUAAGCAGGGAAAUGGUGAAGAGCUGUCAUCAACUGAUGGACGAAUACCUGUUCGACGCGUGUCCGUCCAAAGAACUAAGCAUUGACCCUGUUGAGCCGCCGAGUCCCCUAGGCGUCCUUGAGGCAGCGGCUUGUGCCACCUGUGAGUCCCAACCGGAGACUCCAGCUUCGGUUUCUGGCUCGGAUGCUGAUGAAACUGACCGAGCAAACAAGCGGCAGAGAUCAUCUGAGCCUGGUGUACAGGAAUCUUAA